Protopolystoma xenopodis is the source of this 423-nucleotide messenger RNA. The record is from the annotation of a GenBank genome assembly. Lineage: Eukaryota; Metazoa; Platyhelminthes; Monogenea; Polystomatidea; Polystomatidae.
AUGGACCAGCAGUCCCGUCCCAUGCCUGCACCCACUCAGUCCUUUUGCCUCCGACCGAGUCUCGAACAGGCAUCAAUCGCCCCUCCCCCUCCUCUUUUCUCGUACACACACCGACAGGCGAACAUGCGAAAUUUGUCUUGUAUGGCGGCUAUUGUGCCUGUUGUCCAGCCUGACAGUUACGCAAGCAAGCUCAUACAUUUCAUUAAGUCUGGAUUAGGGCAGCGAUUCGAAAUCUGCGGGCGUCCUGUUCGUCGAAAACCGAGUCGACUCCUCCUCCUCCUCUUCCAUUCCUUAGCGGUAGAGAGUCACUUAAACCCCGCGAUCGGCCAUUCUACUCUUCGUCGGUCAUGGCCCAGCGGGGGCUCGAACAGAUGCACCCACAUGCCAGUGGAGGCUUGUGGUCAACAGGGGGCUGCUGAGUAA